AGACCUAACAUUUCGAAGGGGAAGACAAGACAGUUGGCGGGAGAGAGAGAGAGAGAUUAGGGGUCCAAAUCGAAAAUGCUAAAGGGAAGAGAAAGCUUGAGCCGAUUGGUGGGCAAACGCAGGCGCUUCCUUCCCAAUCGUCAUUCACUCCUCUCCGCCCCUACCACCACCCAGAGCUUAUUGAAUCUGGAUAUCGAUCCAAAUGGCACACUCGUGUCCCCGGAAGGCUCUUCAAAUCAAGACGAACAAGAAAACACACUGGCGGGCUCUGUUGCUUGCCCUGUUUGCAGCGUCAAACUCAGCGCCCAAAACAACACCAUCAAUUCUCAUCUGGAUGAGUGUCUAUCUAGAGGAACCAAACGAAAGCUAACCCAGCGCACACUUCUAGAGCUCAACUUCUGCCCAGUGUCGAAGAUUCAAAAUUUUUCCUGUGACUCUAAACAGUUUGGAAAUGAUUUGUUUCCUGCAGCUCGGGAUGAAAGUCGAAAUCAGGUUGACAGUCCAUCCAGAGACCCAAUCAAUAAGGACGAGAUCAGUGAGGUGCCAGAUUUUGAUGUGACCAUCACUCAGGACGACAUAUAUGGGGUGAUUCUUGAAACUUUUAUUGUUGGCCGCAGGUUUGGUGAUGGAACUGAGUUAUAUCUUGGUGCAAGCAUUUAUCUCUCAAGAGAUCCUGAUAAUGUUAAGGAUCCUAAUGCUAUCAAGGUUGUUUAUUCAGAUUCGGGAUGCCUUAAAAUGCUUGGCUUUCUCCCUCGCAAGCUAGCUGAGUAUUUGUCUCCUCUGAUAGACCAGUAUAGUCUAAAUUUUGAGGGAUGCGUUACCUCUAUUCCCAAGCGUUCUAUUGAUGUUGUCCCAAUACAGAUAGUGUGUCACAAGACCAGUGAUAAUAAGGACUUUAAUGAUGACAAGGUUUUCAAAUGUUUAUGGAGAAAUGCUCAGCAAGUAAUUGAAUCUACAAAGUCCUGUCCGCCCAGUGCAAUAAAAUAUCAGGAUAACUUUUGUGUUUUCAUACGUGAGGUUUUGAGAAACAGUUCUCACCUCUUGACAGAUGAUGAAAAGAAUUUCAUCGAGUCAUUUACUUCGAUGUCAGAUGAUAGUCAGAGGCUAUUUGUUCGGCUUUAUACACGGAAAGGCCCAUGGUUUCGGCUGUCUGCUAUUUCAUACCCAGAAGUACUGGAUCCCCAACAAGCAGUGAAAGAGCUAUCUGAGACAGGGUAUGCAUCUUGCUUUGAAAUUAUAAAUAAACUAUCUGAUGAUUGUAUUAAGGAGAUUUUGGAUUUGCUCACUGUAUCUGAGCUACGUGAAAUCUUGUGCAUCCUUAAGCAGGGUUGCAAUCGUGGCCUAAGAAAGCAGGAUCUCAUUGCAUCUCUUAUAUCUUCUUACGAUGAAGAUUUGUGCCCAUUACUACCUAGUAUGGUUUUGCACAGAACAGGAUCCUGUGUUAGGAUAUCUUCAAAUGCGGAGUCCCUUAUCUGGCGUGCUGAGAGGCUUUUCUUCCUGAAUGGUGAACAGGAUCUCUCGGCAUUUCUACUGGUGGAUUUGGGAAUAGUCAAGUAUCCAACUUACAAGUGCAUAGUCUCACAACAAAUUUUCUCUGCUCGAGAUGAUUUGCUUGGUUAUGAAGAGGCUAUUGAAGUGGCACAAAUAGUUGAUGAAGCUCUUGAUGGAAGCAACACUGGAUUGGUCUUAAAGUGCAUAAAGAUAGCUGAUUCCCAUUUAUCCAAUCCGGUUCAAUCCUUGACCUCUGAAUCAAUGGCUCCAUUCCUUUCCCACUUUUCAGCUACAUUUGUCAACUCAAAAGUGGUUUUACUAGGAAUUUCUUUUCUUGAGCGUGAGCAUAGGUACAAUGAUGCUAUCUAUUUACUGAAAAGGCUGCUGAAUUGUUUCGCUCGUGAUGGUAGAAGAGGAUACUGGACACUACGGUUAUCAAUUGAUUUGGAGCACAUGGGCUAUCUGAAUGAGAGCCUUUUGGUUGCUGAAAAUGGGUUACUAGAUGAAUGGGUGCGUGCUGGUUCAAGAGUGGCACUUCAAAGGAGAGUCCUUCGCUUGGGAAAACCACCGAGGCGAUGGAAAACUCCUAGUUUUGCAGAGUCUGUCAAGAGGAAGAUCAUGGAGGUAAAUGUUCCGGGGAGACCUUUAAAUUGUGCAAUUGGCACAAAGAGCAGGUUUUAUGGAGAAGAUGGGGAGCAAUGCGGUGUAGAGCAGCUAGCUCUGCAAUAUUAUGCCGAGGAAGGUGGAUGGCAGGGUGUUCAUACAGAGAGUGGCAUUUGGUUGACUAUUUUUGGACUUCUUAUGUGGGAUAUUAUAUUUUCCAAUGUACCAAAUGUCUUCCGCACCAGAUUUCAGACUGCUCCCUUGGAUUUAGAGACUGAUAGCUUUUAUCUAGUGAGAAAGAACCAUAUCGAGUCUCACCUACAGAAAAUUCUUGAUGGCAUGGCUGAAGAGAUUCUCAUCACUUCAUGGGAGUUACAUGAGGGAACAGCAUGUCGAGGAGUUAACUGGGGGCGACAUUCCCUCUCUGAGCUUCGGGCAGCUGUUACAUGCAUCGGUGGCCCAUGUGUGGCUGCAUUUUGUCGACAUCUUGCACAAGAUUAUCGUAGUUGGUCAAGUGGAAUGCCAGAUUUACUUCUGUGGCGCUUCCAUGGGAAAUACAGAGGUGAAGCGAAGCUUGUUGAAGUUAAAGGCCCCAGGGAUAGACUCUCUGAACAGCAGCGAGCAUGGCUAUUGCUUUUAAUGGAUUGUGGGUUCAAUGCUGAGGUCUGUAAAGUGAGCCCUAUUGUCUGAACCUUCUAGGCUGAUUUGGUUUUCAAAAGACUUGACACUGAAGAAUUUACUAGGAACUGGAUCUGCUCUGAAAUGAGUUUACCCUUCAAAAACUCCAGAAUUAUUAUUGGAUAAUUCUAGGAUUGGCAAGUACUUGACUGGCAAGCUUUCACCUUGACGAUGGUUUCCUAGUGAUAGAAGCUGAGACAAGGAGAUCAUAAUGCAUUUCUGAGGCUGGAUUGAGCUUUUCUGGAUAUUAGGGGAAGAUGGCCAUGUUGUGUUCAUCUUGAAGAUGGUUUCCCAGUGAUAGAAGUUGAGACAAGUAGAUCAUAAUGCAUUUCUGAGGCUGGAUUCAAGCUUUUCUGGAUAUUACGGAAAGAUGGCGAUUUCAUAUUGUUAAGGGACUUUAAAUUCCAUGUGCUUUAGCACUUCGUGUGCCCAUGUUAUUAAGCUUUUCUGGUUUACACUGUUACUAGAUGUUAAUCAUCUAUACUCGUGACCAAUUAAUUCAAAUGGAAAAAAAUUAUUCAAGCAUUUUGCAUCA
Molecule: messenger RNA, 3307 nt
Organism: Rosa chinensis
Lineage: Eukaryota; Viridiplantae; Streptophyta; Magnoliopsida; Rosales; Rosaceae
Product: fanconi-associated nuclease 1 homolog
Exons: 15
Coding region: 76-2784 (902 amino acids)
Biological process (GO): interstrand cross-link repair
Cellular component (GO): nucleus
Molecular function (GO): 5'-3' exonuclease activity; hydrolase activity, acting on acid anhydrides, in phosphorus-containing anhydrides; flap-structured DNA binding
Source: RefSeq, a predicted model, not a curated record